Notothenia coriiceps (black rockcod) is the source of this 7311-nucleotide messenger RNA. RefSeq names its product ataxin 1-like (gene atxn1l). Gene Ontology annotation, cellular component: nucleus. Gene Ontology annotation, biological process: anatomical structure development; regulation of DNA-templated transcription. The transcript has 3 exons. Gene Ontology annotation, molecular function: RNA binding; protein binding. NCBI's taxonomy places the organism in Eukaryota, Metazoa, Chordata, Actinopteri, Perciformes, Nototheniidae. The record is from RefSeq and is a predicted model, not a curated record. Bases 210 to 2708 code for a protein of 832 amino acids.
CUCGACUCCUUAGCCUUGAUUUCUUCAAUUGUCCCUCCGCAUAUCAACUUUUUAUAAAGAAAAGCCUCUUCGCGAUGACAUUUGGAGGUGAAUUGGUAGACAAGGUCAGCCAGUUGAUUUCAACACUGGUUCCUGUGCAGGCUGACUGGCUUGCAACUCUCACUUCCUGUGCAGUACAAUAAAGCGACUUGCUUGGUCAGAGGAUUGCGAUGAAACACGCUCAGGAACGCAACCAGGAGUGCCUGCCUCCUAAGAAAAGGGACCUCCUGGUUUGUAACAGCAGUGGAGGGGCAGGAGGAGCCGGGGCUGCAGGGGGGGGCAGCAGCGGAGGUGGCAGUAGAGCUGGCGGAGGUGUUGGAGAAGAUGAUUUGGUUUCCAUCCAGAACUCUGCAGCCAACAGUGACACUCAGGGAGGAUCACCGUCGGGAGAGUGGCUGCGAGCUCAGCCAGGGCUUCAUUAUGGGAUGGAGAAUUCUGAAGGCAUGCCAGCAGUGCCAGUUGACCAGUACAGUAUGCUGUACAAAGUGGCUCUUCCCUCUGUCACCUACGCGCCUACCAGUCUUCACCCAGUGCUAAGCCAUAUCUCUCAAGCCUACACUGUACACUCCCCUCUCCUGCAGCAUCCAGGCCUUUCCUACCCUCCCCUUGGUUAUGCCCAGAUUCCGCAUUCCUCUCUCCAGUUUGUCAGUUCCCCUUAUGCAGCCGUACCUUACGCUCUACCCCCUGGCUUUGUCCCGGGAUCAUUAAUCUCUCCCUCAGGCACCAUUCCUCAGUCCCAUGCUGUCUCCCACCUUGUUCCCUACCCCUCUGUCUUACCAGAAGGUGUUGUUUCCCCACCUCCUCAGGCCCAGUUAGCCACUCAUACCUUUGCCAAAGUUUCAGCAUCAGGUGGCGUCCCACUGAUGCUACCCUCAGAGCAAUCUGCCCAGCAGCACCUUGGUGCUGUGGGAGUUCUGCCUGCAUCAGAGCUCGGCUCUCGAGGGAUGCCACUCUUCUAUCACCCUCAGGGCGCCAGGGCGGCCACCAGAGACUCCCACAGUGCCCAACAGGACAAUGAGCCAGAGAUGAAUGGAGGCGAUAAAGAGCAGGGGGCGAGGGAAGUCAUACUGGACUCUGCGUACACUGCCAGAAAUGCACGUCUGCUGCAGGUAGCAUCCAACUCUGCAGCCCAGGAGUACAGCCAGGACAGAGGAGGGCUGAACCGACGGCUGGAGGAGAGGGGUUCCCCUGGCCAGCGCAGCAGCCCAGACAGCGACCUGGAGGUUCAGCAGGUGGUUGGCCGUUUGGCUUUCUCUAGUCAAGUGCGGAAAGAGGUGUCCUUUGCUCCUUUAAACCUCUCUCAGAGAGCCAGAGAUCUCCAUGGAGAGAACACAGGCAUGAUUUCAGGUCGGACUGCGUUCCCCACUCACACUGCGAGUUACAGUGAUCCCAGGAUGGCCGCUCUCCAGCAGCAAGCAGGACCACCCGGCCACGCUGUGGUGCUGGCCAAUGGGCAACCAGUUCUGAUUCCCUUAGAGUAUCACCUGCAGCACCACCCCCAACCCCCCCAGCAGCAACACUACCAUAUACAGUCAAACAACGCCUCAGUCGCCAUGUCCUCCCCUAACCCAGGCUUUAAAGCCUCGGAUUCUUCAGCCAGAGUGUGCCUCCUUGAAAGGGUGGAGCCGACCCCAGCCCAGCAGCAGCCCCCUCAGCAGCCCCCUGUCCAGCCAGCAGCGGAUCAGGCCUUAGCUUUGAGCCACGCUCCUGCCUCGGCUCCCAGCAACCCGUCUCACUUCAUGAAGGGAGCCAUCAUCCAGCUUGCUACUGGAGAGCUGAAGCGCGUGGAGGACCUGCAGACUCAGGACUUUGUGCGCAGCGCCGAGGUGAGCGGGGGGCUUAAGAUCGACUCCAGCAUGGUGGUGGACAUCCGUGCCAGCCAGCAGAAACCAGGUCUGGUUUCGCUUCACUUCACUGUGGGGGAGCAGCAGAGCAAAGUGACCAUCGACGUGCCCCCGGAGCACCCCUUCUUCGUGUUCGGGCAGGGCUGGUCGUCCUGCAGCCCCGAGCGCACGGCGCAGCUCUACGACCUGGCCUGCCACCCCCUGCAGGUGGGGGACGUGUGUGUGUCCAUCACUCUGCAGCAGCAGCCUCAGCCUCAGCAGCAGAAACAACCGCAGCACCAUAACUCACAACAGCAACAACAACAACAACAACAACAACAACAACAACAACAACAGCAGAACAUGUCCAGGACUUUAAGCAAGACCAAUGCUUCAUCAGGGCCUGGUCACCAGCUCAUGGGGCCCCCUGCCCCUCAACAGUCCCGGCCUCCAUCUCAUUUCAGGCUGGACCGCAUCCACAGAGAGAGACAGAGGGACGGUGAGAAGGAAGCAGUCGAUAAGGAGGAAGCCACGCAUUACGGGGCCGCUGGGCUCUCUGAGUCCCUCAUAAGACAGAGUAGGACCUCAGCAGAGCACCCCAGGAGCCACAGCAGUUACCACCUGCACACAGAGGGCUCUGCUUUUGCAGGGGCCGGGCUGGGAGCAAUGCAGGCUGCGCUAGGUGCUUCUCAGAGACGCUGGUCCUCACCUGGCCUCCAAAGAUAUGGUAUGAAGGGAGACGAAGGGCCACGCCCUCAAAUAAGCACCUCUGGCCACACGAGGCCCUCGUUCAUCCCCCAGGAGGUCAAACUGUCCAUUGAGGGGCGCUCUAAUGCAGGGAAGUAGCAUCACUUUUGGUAGCACGUGAAAGAGUCUGACAAGGAGAGAAAGAGGAAAAAAAGUGCGAAUGUAGCCUCAGAUUGUUUGAGAUUUUGCACACCUAGAUUAUACAAACAUACAAGACCUUUGUCUAUCUGGUGAGAAGUUCUGGUUUGUUGGGUUGUCACUCAGCCAAAGGACACGAGCCUGUGGUUUCCCAGCCAGCUCCCGUCUGACAGGGAGCUGACGAGCUGAGUAGAAAGUAUGUAGCGGAUCCGAUGCCCACCAUAGUCCUUUGCACACUGCAUUCCUCUUCCUCCCUCCCUCCUUUGUCGCCACUUCCUCAUUCCCAUGCUUGAGCUUACCAUCACAUUCAGACCACUCUUGUUUCCUUUUUGACCAAAUGGUCUCUUUGGAAGACCAAGGACUAUGAAGAAUGUGUUGGUAGCAGAGUGAAGCUACACCUCGGCAGGUUCUGAUGUUUUUUAAAGAUCCCAGCCAGCGAUCUUUCGUCUCCUCCAUUCCUAAGAUCCUGUUUUCUUCAGAAGCAUUUACCCAAAAAAGGAGUGCAGUUGCUGACGCAGCGGCUCCUGCAGUGCUGUUGGCACUGUUGACGCUAACUGUCAGGUUAUGUUACAUUAUGCUUUUCUGGCAUGAGAUAAAAAGCCUCUGCUGUCGGCAGAGAUAGCCUCUCCCCUCCUUCCUUUUCAGGAGGCGAGUCUGCAAAGAAUGAGAUCCUCUCUCAGGCGAAGUGUGGCACGUCCCACUUGUCUUACAAUCGAAAUAGUGAUAAAUCAAUCAAUGUGUCUGUUCAGCAAUCACUUUCUACUAAAAAAAAAAACGUGCUCAUGCCCUCUGGUUUAAUCUAUGUUUGUGAAUGUAUUUGCAUAAAAGCCAGAAAUUGGAACAAUGCUUUGUUCUCUAUGAUACGUAGAGAUAUCCUGCAUUCCAGUAUCAUCAGUGAGAAUAUCCAUAGUGUUGUCCUUUAGAAGAAUCACUUCCUCAGCACCACCCCCCCUCCUCUAUAUACCUCAAAGCUCUCCCCACCAAAAGCAAAUGUGUGUUUUUCAGAGGAGGCACUGGCUGGUCCGCACCAAAGCCACCUGUGAGAAUGAGUCAUGACCCUGAAUCCUGCAUGUGAGUGGGUCAGUGAUCAGGUUUUUGUCUUUGCUCCGUUAACAAAUGAAAGCAAUAUUUGUUUUACAGCACCCGGCCGUACGGCUCCCCCUCAGGGAGUCUGUCAUCGUGGGCUGUUUUAUAUCCAAGGUGUCAGAUCUGACCCUUUUUUGAACCCUGACCUUUAAAGGUGAUGCACUAUGUUGGUGUUCCUUCAGUAAUUCUACACAAGCAAUUAUGCAUGACCAAUUUCUCAAGAGCUCCUUGUAGAAGCUUCUCUUUGAUUCUCCAUCUCACUGAUGAUAUUUUAUCUCAAGUGCAUCUCCAAGUUGUGAUCAUUAUCUUGUGUUUAACAAACACGGUCCUUUGCUUUUGUACUAGGGUAUAUUGUAUCCAGUGGAUCUUAUGAUUGUCUUGGAUGAUGUCACUCAUUGAUUUCACACUGACCUUGUUGAUAGGGGUCACAGUUCAGUAGGUGUUUGUCAUUAAUGAAGGGAAUAUGUUUAAAGUAUUGUUGCCGGUGUUUUGUGGUGAGAGCGCCAAAAGAAACUGACUUUCUUUUUUUUUUAACUCUGUUUACAAAUUAGCCAAGAUGGAUGCUGCAGUUUCCUCCUUCUGACAGAUGUUCAUCCUUUGUCACUGGAAAAUCCAAAAGGGUGAAAUUGAAUAUAAGUGCAAUUAGACCACACAUGAAAUCAUUCAGAGGUUUAUAAUCAGACAGCAUUCCUCACGCAGACAUUCCCAUUGAAAAGUAAAUCACACAGUUCCCUUUUUCCUGAGCUUUAACCUCUGGGGAAACAUCGGGUCACUUCUCAUGCGUUGUGUUUCUUGGUUGUCAGUUCUGUGUGGUUUUAUUCUGUCCAUCAGCCCCAUAAAAAAGUGUUGUCAGUCUGUCCUCUCCAACUCUCAUGUUCUCCUCACCUCGUGGUUCUCUGAGUUAACCGCCUGACCCUCUGUCAGCAGGGCGGGGGGGGGGGGGGGGGGGUCCACAGAGACAGAAACACAUCAACUGUCUUUAUACGCAGCUUUAAAGGACAGGUUCACAUUUUUUUGAAAGUCUUUUAAAACUCGUCUGACAUGCCCUGUAGAUGUAGAUUGCCCUGUUACUCGAAUCACUUGAAAAAAAAAUGUCUCAUUCAUUAUAAAUAGUAGUGUUACAUAACGUGCUCUGUCAUUUGAGGCAGUCCUCACUGUUGCGACCUGAUUGUGUAUUUGCAAGAGUCUGGUAAUAAGAUGCAUAUCACCAUAGAGGCGUUACACUUCAAUGUGUCGCUAUAUUGAACGGCCAAGUAUUGGGAUUUCUAAUAUAUCAUAUUAGGAAAACUAUCGUAUAACGAGCACACGGCCAUAUGCAUUGAUCUAAGUAAGCAUCAGAACAGUGGGAUUUGUAUAUUAUUGUAAUACUCAAGUAUCAAUAUGUUUUAACCCUCUCUAUUGUAUUAAUCUAGGCUUGAAAAAUGUGAACCUUUCCUUUUUAAAAUGCUCAGCAACGGGGGUCGAAGUCAAGAACACGUCUAACCAUCAGAGGCUCAUCACAUCUGGUUCCUGCUGUAAGCAAUAUACAUCAAACCUGCAAGCGUCUCACUCAGUCGUGGCAUCUUCUAUGCAGUAAACUCAGUAUUCUACGCUUCAUUGUCUUAAGUUCAACUCUGUGAAGCAGUAGGGCAGAUGCAGUCAUUUGAGUCUAAUGUCUGGUUAUAGAAUGUUGCUUUAAUGACCUUUUUGUAAUACAAACCAGUAUUUUGCUUUGCUAGUUAAUUUUUUUCUCGGUAGUCCCCACAUUCCUAUAGUCCAGGAAGCUUUUACUGUCGGAGAAAAAGCACUCGAGUGUCACUCUUUUUCUUGUGUUCUGUAAGCAUUAAUUUUGCCCCAAUUGCUACACCACUUCAACAUUUAGUUCAUCACAAUGCAUUUGUUGGGGUUUAAAUAGUGUUGACCCCCUGUUGACCCUCACUGCAGACCCUCCUGUUCUGCCUCGAGCCUUUUGUGUUUUUGUUCUUUUUUUAGCAGUGUCAGCCACGUUAAGCAGAAAAGCUUCUUCUACCAAGAUGUCCGAUAAUUCGUAUUCACAUCACUGAUCGUCUGUUGCUGUAAGUAAUUGCACUAAACCCCCUCCUUUUACAGUGUUUUCAACUUCUAACUGUUGGUUAAAUUGAAGAGUUUGAAAAUGUAAAGCACACAAAAUCACAGAGAAAUUGCAGGUUGUGUGUGUUUCUGUAGAUAGCUGCUUUUUUUUUUGUUUGUAUAGAUAGCUUUGAUGAUGCUUGUCGAUAAUGCCUUAAACUCUGCUUUGUACAAUGUGUGAAAUCGAAAUAAUGGAAUAAGGCUUCUGGUAAACGUGCUGUUCCCUUUUGAGACUAAGAGCAAAUCAGAAAUGUCUCGCUCUGACACUUUCACGCUUCGGAGCACAAAUCCAUAUCUCUCAAAGGGUGGCGGUGUAUUCCUUUUUGGGCUCAAGACAGUUCUUCUAUGAAACCUGCAACUCUGUGUUAGCGUGCCGUUUUUCUUCUUCUUUAUAAAUUCCUUUACAUUUUUAAUACACUCUUUUACUUGCCUUUAAUUCCUGUUGUGUGUAAAUGGAAGCUCUUCUCCGCACUUUUUACAAGGUGUUUACAAGUGUCAGCAAAGAAGGGCAGUCCAUUAUUUCCAAACACACGCUAAUGUUGUUUUUAUGGUUGCACAAGUUCAGUAGUUUUUUUUACCCUUUUGAAUUAAUGGAUAGUGUUUGAUGUCUUGUGCCCCCCCCCCCCAGUCUCUGGACAACAGACUCUAGGUUUUUAGUAAUAGGAUAAGACAGAUAGCGCUCCAUCGGUGGUGAUGUCAUGGUUUAUCAAGUCUUGUGAGGCUGGCAGUGGGGAUCGUAACUCCUCUUGUGAACUACUUCCUGUUUGAUCCAGCAUUUAAUGCAAAAGUGAAUCUAGGAAGAUGUAGGUGUUGCUGAUGUCCAGUUAAAUCGGGAAAAACAAGAACGGUUAAAAGUUUUUAGAGAAGUGUAUUUUCAGAUUUAUUUUUGGCACAAGGCUUUUUAAGUGACGUGCAACUAUCAAAAAACAGCAUCUUUUUAUUUUUUAAAAUGCCUAAAUCUGCAAAAUAUAUGCAAUGAUGUAAAUGUAACAUUCAAUCCUCAAGUAUAAUCCAGGUUGUUGAACUUUGUAUAGUGAGUUUUAAUAUCGUAUGGCCGUACCAAUAUGUAUUGAUCUUUAUCAGAAGCCUUAGAGUUGUCGACCGAAAGUGCUCCCUUAGAAUACCCUACACCUACCUGACUUUAACAAAGCAUUAAUAUCUCUAUUUUGUUUCAUUUCUGUUUGUACGGUUUUUGAAUAAAAUAGAUUUGUACUGUAUAUUUGUACCUCUCUGCGAACUACUUAGGGCGGUUUUGUUUUUGUUUUGCUGUUUUAAUUCUAUGUACUUUAAGGACACAAAGAUAUUGUAUUUUUAUUGUUACAGCUAACUUGGAGACAUUGCAUUUACCAUGUUUGUUAAGUAAACACAAUAUAAUAUAUAUAUAUAUAUA